This is a messenger RNA of Aquila chrysaetos chrysaetos, 3544 nucleotides long. RefSeq names its product solute carrier family 38 member 9 (gene SLC38A9). Gene Ontology annotation, biological process: amino acid transmembrane transport. Gene Ontology annotation, molecular function: amino acid transmembrane transporter activity. Lineage: Eukaryota; Metazoa; Chordata; Aves; Accipitriformes; Accipitridae. Bases 284 to 1963 code for a protein of 559 amino acids. The transcript has 16 exons. The record is from RefSeq and is a predicted model, not a curated record.
AGUCACGUGGGGACCAGCGCGGUUUGUUUUGGCAAGCGUUAGGUCUCCGCGUUGACAACACACCGACUGCCAAAGCACGGAAGCGAAUGGGUGCGCUGCCUUUUUUUUUUUUUUUUUUAUCAGAGGCACCUCAUUCACCGUCACCAGCAAACGCAAGUCUUUUCUUCGCGGCUGUUUGCGUUACAUGUCGAAGGUUCUGAGCAGAAGGAAAAAAACAGGGAACGUACUGUCAGAGGUCAGAAUAACUCACAGAAUCUAGAAGGAGGUGGCACAUUCACCAAAUAUGGAAGAGGAUACCAAACCUCUCUUGGUUCCUGUCGGAGGCGAUGAAAGCAAUUAUGGAAUCAUGAAUAUACAGUUUAAUCCAGAAGACUUUAAGUGCAAAAGACCAUUUCAUGUGGAGCCUACAAACAUAGUCAGUGUGAACGACGACAUGCAAAGAGUCACUGACGAAGCUUCAGCAAUGAAUAAGCGGAUUCAUUACUACAGCAGGCUCACGUCUCCUGCAGACAGGGCAUUGAUUGCUCCUGAUCAUGUACUUCCAGCUCCUGAUGAAAUCUAUGUGUACAGUCCGUUAGGAACUGCUUUUAAAGUUGACAGUUGCACAGAUGGCUAUGGUAAAAACUCCAGUGUAGUGACAAUAUUUAUGAUAUGGAAUACAAUGAUGGGUACCUCUAUAUUAAGUAUCCCAUGGGGAAUAAAACAGGCAGGCUUUACUUCUGGAAUCAUUCUCAUCUUACUGAUGGGCAUUUUGACUCUUUAUUGCUGCUACAGAGUUGUGAAAUCACGGAAAAUGAUACCUUUAAUAGAUACCUCAAACUGGGAAUUCCCAGAUGUUUGCAAGUAUUACUUUGGAUCCUUUGGUCAAUGGUCAAGCCUCUUAUUUUCUAUGGUAUCGCUUGUUGGAGCCAUGGUUGUUUAUUGGGUGCUUAUGUCCAACUUUCUGUUCAACACAGGAAGGUUUAUAUACAACUUUGUGCAUGACAUUAAUGUAACAGAUAUUGUUCCUGGCACGAAUGGAAGUAACAAAGUCAUUUGUCCAAGUGCUGCUAGCAGUCACCCACCACAGAACAAGAGUGUGAUCUUCUCUUCUGGCAACAAUACUGGUUUUGAACUCUUCGAGGAGUGGUGGAACAAAUCACAAACAGUACCAUUUUACCUGAUUGCUGUUCUUCUACCCCUGCUAAAUCUGAAGUCUCCAUCCUUCUUUGCAAAGUUUAAUGUCCUAGGUACGGUUUCAGUUGUCUACUUAGUUUUUCUGGUUACUGUUAAGGCUGCUCGUCUGGGAAUCCACUUAGAAUACAACUGGUUUACAGAGAAUGAUUUUUUUGUACCAGAGUUUAGAAUUCUGUUCCCUCAGCUCACAGGGGUUCUGACACUUGCCUUCUUCAUCCACAACUGUGUCAUCACACUUCUUCAGAAUAACAGGAAUCAAGAAAACAAUGUGAGAGACCUCUCUAUUGCAUACUUCCUGGUGGGAUUAACAUAUCUGUAUGUUGGAGUGAUAAUUUUUGCAUCUUUUCCUUCUCCACCACUAUCCAAAGAAUGUAUUGAACAGAAUUUUCUAGAUAACUUUCCCAGUGAUGACAUCAUGUCAUUUGUUGCAAGAAUAUUCCUGCUGUUCCAGAUGAUGACUGUAUACCCACUGUUGGGCUAUCUGGCACGAGUUCAGCUGUUAAGACAGUUUUUUGGAAAUGCUUACCCAAGCAUUUUCCAUGUGCUUGUCCUGAACGUAGCAAUUGUAGGAGCUGGAGUAGCAAUGGCAAGAUUUUAUCCGAAUAUAGGAGGUAUCAUAAGAUACUCUGGAGCAACAUGCGGUCUGGCCUUUGUAUUCGUGUAUCCGUCCCUCAUCUACGUGAUCUCCCUGCAUCGUGCCGGGCAGCUGACGUGGCCAGCAUUGAUCAUUCACAUCUUUAUAAUCCUCCUUGGACUGGCUAAUCUGAUUGCACAAUUCUUAUUGUGAAAACUCCGCCUUCUCCCUGUAGCUGUUACAAGUGGUACUGUGACAUUUGGCAACAGCCUUGAGCAACACUGUCACACAUGAGAAUGAACAGUCCUCAAUGGGAUCUUCCUGAGAAAAGCUGCACCUUUGAAACAAAUUCAAAACACAUCUUUCAGGCGCUUGACAGGAAACCUAUCUUGCUCAUCUGAAAACACAGCUUAUUGAGAAGUGAAACGGUUCAGAUUUGAGUGAGGUAGUUCUCCUGUUUUUCUUGAACAUACAUCAAAGGUUAAUGAAACUCAAAUAUUUUAAUUUUUUACAGCACACUUCUCAAAACGCAGUUUUCAGCCUCAGGCCAUAGAACUCGUCUUCCCUCCAAAGGAACUGUCCUUACCUUUAUUAAAAAACAUGCUUUUUGCAGUAUUGUUCAGUGACUGUUUGAAAUGCUCUUUUGUUGCAGUUAUUUUCCUGUUUUGUUUGGAAAAUGAAUAAAUGAUUGUCUUUCCUUUUUUUUUUUAGGUUAAUUUAUAGUCAUUUGGGUCAAAAUGCACUCUUAAUUUUGAAUAUGCUAUUAAAUUGUUUUGGCAAUGUUUUUCCUCUAGGAACUUCCAACUAAGAGAAACAAUAAACUCAUGUCUCAGUGUUUUAUUCAGAACCAAUAUGUACACAAGUUAUUUGUGAUCUUAUAAUGAAAAGAGUCAGGAGGAUUAAAAAAAUUAGAACAAGACAAUUAAAAUUAGUAUUCCAGGCUUGACCUCACUUCAACUCUGUUAACUGGGCUGUUAUGUGCUGUGAAGUUGUCUUGUCAGGAGUUGCAUGUGGUUUUAUGGAUGCAUGUUGGACACAAUGUUCAUCACAGGCUUGCUCCCUCCUUUGUAGGGUCUUACUCUAGUGGUCUCUCACUAUGCUCCUCCACUACAUUACUCUAGACAUUUUGGAUGUGAGCAGAGAGACAAAGCCAGCACUCUUCAGAAUUGUGGACUAAGUCAAAUAAUUUAAGUUUUAAAUAAUUCCUAACAGAAGCUGGAAGAAUCUGGGAAGGGUUUUGUUUUGGUUUUUUUUUUUUAACUUCUUGUUUACUAACUAAGAGGGUGUACAUGCGUAAGCACACAUACACCUUCCUUCACCUACCAUCUGUGAGUCGUGAGUCUUAACCCAAAACAUGCAAUAAUUAAGUUGCCAGGCAUUAGUGGAAUGUCAUAUUUUGUGGUGGGAGAGAGAGUAAAAACUCCUCUGUGUACAGAAUUUCAGUGUAUUAAAAUAAUCAACAAAUGUAGAAUAAUUGAAAGAGGACUCCGAGCAACGCUAAAUCCCAAAGUAAGUAAAAGAGGAAAAACGUUGGAGUGAUGCAAUAUUUGUGAAGUAGGAGUUGAGUUGGGAAAGAUAAUGACAUUGCAGGGUAAGAGUUCGCAUUUGCAUCAGAAAGACAAUGAAAAGUAUAACCUAGUUUAUUACCAUGCUUCUCUGGGAAAUUAUGUGAAUUUUUGUAGUAAUGAUGUAAAUCCAUUUGUUUGAGUUAGGCUCCUCAAACUGUGUAAACAACACUGACUUGCAUAAAUGUCCUUUGAUUUGUAUGAAAUACAAGAUCAUACGGGUUUGGAA